GCAUACUCACUGACUUACCUUCUACAGCCUUCUUCUAAUGUGCAUGUGUAUAGCUGUCAUUGUGUGCUUUAUUCCAUUUCUCUAGGUUAUGUCUCAGAAGAGAAUGGCUCCAAGAAAUAGCUCCUCUGUGACUGAAUUUAUCCUUGUGGGUUUUUCAGACCAACCAGCUCUCCAGCUGCCUCUCUUUUUCUUCUUCUUAGGUAUCUAUGUGCUCACUGUCAUAGGCAAUUUGGGGUUGAUCACCUUAAUUGGGUUGAACUCCAGCCUUCAUACUCCAAUGUACUUUUUCCUCUUCAACUUGUCUUUUAUAGAUUUCUGUUAUUCCUGUGUGUUCACCCCAAAAAUGUUGACUGAUUUUGUCUCAGAAAACAUUAUCUCCUACAUGGGAUGCAUGACUCAACUGUUUUUCUUCUGUUUCUUUGUCAAUUCUGAGUGCUAUGUGCUGGUGUCAAUGGCCUAUGAUCGCUAUGUGGCCAUCUGCAACCCUCUGCUGUACACAGUUACCAUGUCUCCUCAGGUCUGCACUCUGCUGAUGUUCUGUUCAUAUGUGAUAGGGUUUGCUGGAGCCAUGGCCCAUACUGGAAGCAUGCUGACACUUACUUUCUGUGAUUCCAACAUGAUCUACCAUUAUCUCUGUGAAGUUCUCCCACUCCUACAGCUCUCCUGCACCAGCACCUAUGUUAACGAGCUUGUGUUUUUUAUUGUUGUUGGAAUAGUCAUCACAGCAUCCAGUAUCAGCAUCUUUAUCUCUUAUGCAUUGAUUCUCUCCAACAUUCUUAAGAUUCCUUCUGCUGAGGGUAGAUCCAAAGCCUUUGGCACAUGUGGUUCCCAUGUGGUUGCUGUUGCUCUGUUUUUUGGGUCAGGGGCAUUCACCUAUUUAACAACCUCUUUCCCUGGUUCAAUGGAAGAUGGAAGGUUUGCUUCAGUAUUUUAUACCAAUGUGGUUCCCAUGCUUAACCCAUUGAUCUAUAGUUUGAGGAAUAAAGAUGUUAAACUUGCCCUAAAUAAAACCUUGAAGAGAGUGCUCUUCUGAUGAGUCUGGUGCUAUCAU
Messenger RNA from Mastomys coucha (southern multimammate mouse), 1051 nucleotides. Its product is annotated as olfactory receptor 8B4. Gene Ontology annotation, molecular function: odorant binding; olfactory receptor activity; G protein-coupled receptor activity. The coding region runs from base 89 to 1033 and encodes 314 amino acids. Gene Ontology annotation, cellular component: membrane. Gene Ontology annotation, biological process: G protein-coupled receptor signaling pathway; sensory perception of smell. NCBI's taxonomy places the organism in Eukaryota, Metazoa, Chordata, Mammalia, Rodentia, Muridae. The record is from RefSeq and is a predicted model, not a curated record. The transcript has a single exon.